AUGGUCCCCACGCGGGGGGCACAGCUCCACUGCCUGCUCCUUGGCCGUCCCUUAUCUCCCCACGCAGACCUGUGCCCUGACCUCACGAUGAUGUGCCAGCUUUUCCUUUUCCUUUUUUUCUCCCUUUCCUUCCAUCUCCAUAAAUGCAAAGAUGAAAUCCUGGGUGAAGAUCCAUACGAAACACCCAAAGACUACCAGGAGGUCUACAGAGGGUCAAAGAAUGACGUCAAAGAGAUCCCAAAGAUUGCAAAGCCCUUCAUUUCUGAGAUGAUCUUCGUGCAAACCAGCAUCACCACUGUAAGGAAAGGUGCCUUCAGGUACAUGCCCAACCUGAUCAGGAUUUCAUUUAUUGGCAGCAAGAUCAAGGCAGUUGAACCUGGAGCCUUUGAUAACUUGGACAAGCUGAGGGACUUGGACAUCUCUGGUGCCUCAAUAGAGGAACUAUCUGUGGGCACCUUCCAGAACCUCCCAAGCUUGCAGAGGCUGGAGCUGAGAGACAGCCACCUCAGACACGUCCCCAAAGGCCUGUUUGAUGGGCUGGAAAAUUUGGGAGAGCUCUCCUUGCACAGCAAUGCCAUCUCUUCCCUUCCAGAAGGCAUUUUUGAUUCUCUUGUCAAUCUAACAUUUUUGGACCUGGCUAGAAACAGGAUCAAGACUCUUCCUGAGGAUGCCUUUAGCAAGCUUCCCCGGCUGCAAGUCCUCCGGCUGUAUGAGAACGAGCUGCAGGAUCUCCCGGCAGGGCUGCUGGACAGUCAGUCAGGACUGCUGGAACUUAACCUCCAGAGGAACAGGCUCGAGGCACUGCCCCCCAUGCUUCUGAGGAGCUUGCCUCACCUGGAGAAACUCCUCUUGGACAACAAUCUCAUCAGGGUUCUUCCUCCUGAGGGCUUUUUUGGUUUGAGCAAGUUGAAGCUGUUGACUCUGGACUCAAACAAUAUCACCGAGCUCCCCUGCUGCCUCUUUGGUGCCAUGCCGCACCUGCGGGAGCUGGACCUGGGCAGGAACAGUUUGGCCACGCUUCCAGAGGGCAUCUUUGUCAAUCUCACGUCUCUUGGGAAACUCCUCUUGUCCCAUAAUCAGCUAGCAGCCUUGCCAAGAGGAUCCUUCACUGGGCUCAGCAAGCUCUUGGACCUCCAGCUGGACACAAAUCAGCUUUCUGCUCUGGAUUAUGAAGUCUUUGCUCCUCUCCCAAACCUGAAAACCCUCAACCUUCGGAAGAACCGGCUGGAGAGUGUCCCCCGAGGGCUCCUGGACCUCCUGAAGAAGCUCAGCUCAGUGUAUCUGAGUGGCAACCCAUGGAGAUGUGACUGUAACCUCUGCUACCUGCACGGCUGGAUCAUGGACAACAGUGAGAAGGUCAAAUUGUCCACCCAGGUGUCAUGCAAGAGUCCACCCCACCUGGCAGGCCAAGCAGUGACGUCGCUGAGAGAUGACCACUUAAUCUGCCCAGCUACUCUGCCUCUUCCAACUUCCUCAACCCCAUCUCUGCUGUUCAAAUUCACAUCCACAUCACCACAAGGGAUGUCAACCUUGCUGUCUCCUGGAGCCUUGCCCCCUGCAUCGCCAACCACACUGUCAUUGAUAGCCUUUCCCACCACGGCACCGACAACCAUGCUGUCACCUGUGGCCACUUCUGCCUUAUUGCCAACCAUGACAACAGAGGCCUUCCUCACUGCUCCAUCACCAGCCAUGCUACCUAAGGUCUUCACUACCACCCCUUCAUCAGCCAUGCUGCCAAAGGUCUUCCUCACCAUCACAUCCCCAGCUGUGCCGCUCAAGACCUCAGUCACCACACCCCCAUCAACAACGAUGCCAAAGGCCUCCAUCACCACACCCCCAACAACAAUGCUGCCCAAGGCCUCCAUCACUACCCCAUCACCAACUGUGCUGCCUGAGGCGCUUGGGCUGCUCCUUGAAGUCCUGCUGACGGCUGUGAAAUACGGGAGGCAGGCGCGGGGCAGCGCAUCUGGGUGGGACGGAGCUGCUUGCUCCGGGGCUGGCAGGGUCCUGAAGAACCACUUGAAUGAUGAUGCUGCUUUGUCAUUCUUCAUGUCUGUCCCAGCAGUCUUUUUCAGGGGCAAAUCUCAAGAUACACAGUACAUUUUCUGUGGGACCUGGAGUGAAGGUCUGCUGAUUGCUUUCCAACCAAUUACUUCCGCAAGCUCUCUGCAGCGGAGGGAGACAAACGCUCAGCUUGGGGCUGUGCCUAGCCCGGAGCCUGCCGCAGGACGCCCGGGCAGCGGGGGAAGCUCGGCAUUGUCUCCCAGCGCCGUUGUGAUCACACACUGCGGCUAA
Dryobates pubescens (Downy woodpecker) is the source of this 2295-nucleotide messenger RNA. RefSeq names its product carboxypeptidase N subunit 2-like. Lineage: Eukaryota; Metazoa; Chordata; Aves; Piciformes; Picidae. Gene Ontology annotation, cellular component: extracellular matrix. Gene Ontology annotation, molecular function: protein binding. The transcript has 6 exons. Bases 1 to 2295 code for a protein of 764 amino acids. The record is from RefSeq and is a predicted model, not a curated record.